Molecule: messenger RNA, 2439 nt
Organism: Trachemys scripta elegans
Lineage: Eukaryota; Metazoa; Chordata; Testudines; Emydidae
Gene: KLHL35
Product: kelch like family member 35
Exons: 7
Coding region: 166-1926 (586 amino acids)
Molecular function (GO): protein binding
Source: RefSeq, a predicted model, not a curated record
GACUGGCGGAACAAAAGCAGAUUGCUACCCCUUUCUCCCUGUGUGGGCUUUUGUGCUUUUCCCCAGCAGCCGCAGCAGGGCUGAUCUCGCCGCCUCUCCUCAAUGCCGCCUGCAUUGGGAAGAGAAGCGGAGCUGUAGCUUCACUGGUCCUAGCUGUGGUCCAGGAUGCAUCGGCUGAUAAAAGAAGAAUCUAGCUACAGAACGAGCAGCCUUGAAAAUGCAACUCGAGAGCAGAGCAAAGAAAAGUUGCACAUGAAACUCUGCAGUGGGUCCUGCCAUGCUGAGCAAAUCCUCCAGACUCUGAACUCCUACCGGCAGAGUGGCAUCUUCACGGACGUGGUGCUCUUGAUUGAUGGGCAGGAGUUCCCCUGCCAUCGGGCCACCUUGUCAGCCAACAGCACUUACUUCCGGGCCAUGUUCGGUGGUAGCCUCAAGGAAGGCCAUCAAGACAUCAUCAACAUCCAGAAGAUCUCUGCCUCCACCAUGAGCCUCCUCCUGGACUAUAUGUAUGGGGGAAACAUAGUCAUUCAGGAAGACAAUGUUGAAGACAUCUUAGAGCUAUCCAACUUGCUUCAGAUCUCCAAGCUCACAGAUGCGUGUGUCACCUUUCUUGAAGGCCAGCUUCACCCAUGCAACUGCUUGGGCAUCCUGAAGUUUGCUGACUCAUUCUCCAUCAUCUCCCUGGCUGAGAAGAGCAAGAGGUUUAUGCUAGAAGGCUUCGUGGAGGUGUCAUGUCAUGAGGAGUUCCUGGAGCUGAGCGUGAAGGAGCUGGUCAAGUAUUUGUCAGAUGAGCAGCUGGUAGUCCCCAAGGAGGAAGUGGUCUUCGAAGCGGUGAUGCGGUGGGUACGGCAUGAUGUUGCCACCAGGAAAGGAGCUUUGAAAGAUCUCCUUGAGCACGUGCGCCUCCCUCUGCUGGAUCCCAUGUACUUCCUGGAAAAGGUUGAAAUGGACGAGCUCAUCCAGGACUCCAAGGAGUGCAUCCCUUUACUGCACGAAGCACGGAAGUACUAUAUCCUUGGGAAUGAAGUCAGCUCUCUGCGGUCAAGGCCUAGGAGGUUCAUGGAAUUAGCAGAGGUCAUAGUAGUUAUAGGCGGCUGUGAUAAGAAAGGCCUCUUGAAGCUCCCCUUCACUGAUAUGUACCACCCGAAGAGCAGGCAGUGGACAGCUCUCUCUAGCGUGCCAGGGUACACCAAAUCGGAGUUUGCAGCCUGCACCCUAAAGAAUGACGUGUAUAUAUCAGGAGGGCACAUCAACAGCAGCGAUGUUUGGGUGCUGAGCUCCCAGCUGAACGUCUGGAUCAAAGUUGCCUGUCUGCACAAGGGCAGAUGGAGACACAAAAUGGCGACUCUUCAGGGCAAGAUCUACGCAGUGGGGGGGUUUGACGGCUUUUACCGCCUGGCCAGCGUGGAAUGCUACGAUACGUUCUCCAACAGCUGGUCGGCUGUCGCCCCUUUGCUGGAAGCGGUGAGCUCGGCGGCUGCGGUCCCCUGUCUGAACAAGCUCUACGUGAUUGGGGGCGCUGUGGAUGACAGCGCAAACACAGACAAGCUCCAGUGCUAUAAUCCUGAGGAGAACAAAUGGACAUUCCUGUCUCCUACCCCCUUCUAUCAGAGGUGCAUUAAUGCUGUCUCCUUGGACAACAUGAUCUACGUUGUGGGUGGACUCCUGAGUAAAAUCUUCUGCUACGAUCCCAGAAAAGACACCUGGAGAGAAGUGGCCACUCUCCCAGGACCUCUGGAGAGCUGUGGGGUGACGGUGUGCGGUGGGAAGAUCUACAUCCUGGGCGGCCGGGAUGAGAAUGGGGAAGGCACGGACAAAGCGUUCACCUUUGACCCAGUGACGGGGAACGUGGCACAGCAGCCCCCUCUGCAACGCUGCACCAGUUACCAUGGCUGCGUUACCAUUCUCCAGCGCAUGAGCCGAUGACCCUGCCGCUUUCUUCCCCUCCCCAGGAAGAAUCCCCCUGGAGAAGGCAGUUACCCUCAGUGCCAAAAAAUGACCCUCUGUCCUGUUCGUUACUGUUAUGUGCCAGUCUAUGUGGAAGAGCAACGUCAAGUGACCAGUGCAGGCAUGCUGUGGCUGUGAGGCACCAGCCGGAAGGGAGGUGGGGGUGCGGGUGAGGGGAGUCGCGACUGCAAAUAUUAAGUCAUUGCUGUCAUUGUUUUGGUGGAGGUGAAUGCUGCUUUGUGCUGGGGCAGGAGGGAUGUGGGCAGUGCAUAACAUACGGGGCAGGGAACACUGCGCUAAGACCAGUAGGUCUCAAGUAAAGCUCGUCAGCAAUUUUUGGACAAAACAUUCUUAUUUUUUUUGUCAGAACCAAAACCGUUGGCAAAACGGCGUCUGAUUCGACAGAGUUCCAACUCCGAAAACUUUCGGUUUAAAAAAAAGGAAAGUUCCAGUUGUUCCAGACUAAGUGAAUUUUUGCUUGUAAAUUUUAGU